UCUCUGAAAAGAUAGUCACUGUACAAAACCUGGCGAGAUCACAUGACCAUGUAAUCUGUUUCAGAAAUGCACUGGAAAUUGAGAAUAAUUAUACACCAGAAAUGGAGAGUAGUAAUCAUAUACUGAAAAUCACACAAUGAUUUAUUUAGGUUAAAUCCUGUAGUUGUAAUGUAUGUAAUGAUGUAAUAAUAAAAUAACUUGUAUGUAACAAUAUACAACGAUUUGUAAUGGGUAUGAAUGAGUUCUAUUAGUAGUGAAAUUCAACCACAAAAAUAAGUAACAGUGAAUUAAAUAUACACACACACACACACACACACACAUAUAGUAGCAUACAUACACCGUGUACUAUAUGAGCAUGUAGCCUCGGUGACAAAGUCAUGUCAGCAUUCUAUACUGUAUCUGGAAGGUCAGACCUUAUCUGACACAACAUCUGACCACAACAUCUUGUGCAGGCCAUGAUUCUUUCUAAACGGGACUACUGUAAUUCAAUGUUAGCUGGCCUACCUGCUUGUGUAAUGAGGUCAUCACAGAUGACGCAAAAUGCAGCAGCACAUCUGGUCUUUAAUCAGCCAAAGAAGACACAUGUAAAAUCUUUAUAAGUUACUCUUCAUUGGCUUUCUAUAUAAGCUAUAUAAUCCCUAAAAUAUAAGAUAUAUAAUCCCUCACCCUGGCCUAUAGGACACUUGAAUUUACACCUUGCUAUUUGAAUUCCAUGAUCCAGCUCCAAAUCCCCUCUCGUCCACUGCAUUCCGCUGAUGAGCGUCUGCUGUGUCGACCAUCCAUUCAUUCUAAGAGGUUUCCUAAGUGAUUCCUCGUUGGUGGAAUGAGUAACCCAAUUUUCCAUGUUCUUGAGAUAUUUUUGGGACUUUCAAGACAUGUUUAAAGACUCAUCUGUUCAUCUUGUACUUAAUUCAUUAAUUCUCUCACAGAGUAAUGAUGUCUUUAGUGGACUUGGGGAAAAAGCUUCUGGAAGCUGCACGAUCAGGUCAAGAUGAUGAAGUUCGGAUACUAAUGGCUAAUGGAGCACCUUUCACAACAGACUGGCUUGGGACGUCUCCCCUGCACCUGUCAGCCCAGUAUGGACAUUACUCAACCACAGAGGUGUUACUGAGAGCAGGUGUGAGUCGAGAUGCUCGAACCAAAGUAGACAGGACCCCCCUUCAUAUGGCUGCUUCAGAAGGGCAUGCUAGCAUUGUCGAGGUGCUACUGAAGCACGGGGCUGACGUCAAUGCCAAAGAUAUGCUGAAAAUGACCGCUCUCCACUGGGCUACUGAACACAACCACCGAGAGGUUGUGGAGCUCCUCAUCAAAUAUGGUACUGAUGUCCACGCUCAGAGCAAAUUCUGCAAAAAUGCCCUGGACAUUGCCUUGGAUAAUGGAAAUGAAGAACUCGCUGAAAUUCUUCAGGUGGCCAUGCAAAACCAGAUCAACACAAACCCAGAGAGUCCAGACACCAUGACGAUACACACAGCAGCUCCACAGUUUAUCAUUGGGCCUGGAGGCGUUGUGAACCUGGCUGGAUUAGUCUCUUCAGGGAAUUCUGGUAAAUCAGCAGUUGUGGCGACAGAGGAAGUUGUGACCGCAGAUACCGUGGACGGUGCCAUUCAACAGGUUGUGAGUUCAGGUGGUCAGCAAGUGAUUACCAUAGUAACAGAUGGCAUUCAGCUGGGCAACCUCCAGGCGGGUGGGGGCAUCGGCCAACCAAUCAUCGUGACCAUGCCAGAUGGUCAGCAAGUGUUGACCGUGCCUGCCACUGACAUCGCAGAGGAGACGGUCAUCAGUGAGGAGCCCACAGUAAAACGCCAACGCAUAGAAGUGGUGGAGUGUAACACCGUGAGCCAGGAAAUAGAGGAGAAGGAAACCCUUCAGAAGCAGUUAGAGGAGGCCAAUCGCGAGGCGCAAAAAUACAGACAGCAGCUCUUUAAGAAAGAGCAGGAGGCCGAGGCCUACAGACAAAAGCUGGAGGCCAUCACACGCGGCAAGAAAGUGGCGUGAGGCUUCCAUGCAGGAUGAAGUCACAGACUCUCUGAGACUGAACUCAUGAAGGAGGAUGACCUCUCAGCAUGGACAUUGCAACACACACAUAAACACACAGGGAACCUGUGUGGGGUCGGCCUGUGUGUGAAACAUUGUACUCAUUUGAGACGGAAGAAACGGUGUGAGGGAAGCCACUGUGGAAUUUGGGUGACUGGGGUUGGACGCAAAGCAGAUGUCCCAAGUAGGUGUCAUCACAGAUGCCUCCCCUCUAUAAGCUCAGUGUCUCCAUAUGGCCACUGAUGAUAAAAUUUUAAUUUGAAUGGAAAUUAAAUGUUAUUUGAACUUGAUUUCAAAUUGAAACAGGUAUGUUAUGUCGAUAGAUGAAACUGACAUAAUCCAUUGCGUUUAUCUAGGUCAAAUUAUUAUCCAGUUGUCUAAUUAUGUUGUAAUGAACAGUCAGACAUUUUGUUACAUCAGAAAAUAUGAUGGCUUAUAGCGUUUAGUCUCCUGGUUCUGACAACAUAUAUGAUGUAUUUUGUCAACCCUGUCAUUUUCCAAAAUAAUAUUUUUAAUGUAUUUUUGCAGUUCAGUUGUCUUUCUCACUGUCCUCAGCUUUAUAUAGGCCUACCUUUAAUUAUAAUGACAGAACACCACAGAUACCGAUGACACAGAGUAUCCCCAUCUUUCACUGUCUCCUCUCCACAAGGACAUAGUUAAUACUAUGUUAAAUUAUACAGUAUUAACUAUGUCCUUGUGUGUUUUACUGACAUUUGGAAAUGUUUCAGCACAUUUUGCCAAAUUUUGCAUUUAGUGUCAUAUUUUUAAAAUAUGUUUUUAUGCAUGUAUUGUUAUUCUGACAAGAAUUAUGUGAGGUUAUGAUUUGUUCAUGGUGUGAAUUCAUCUGUGAAAAGUGGCCUUAUGUGUAUCCUAUUAUGAGAGAUAACUAGAACAAAAAGGACACAGAAAAAUGACUUGGUAUUUUAAACAGGAGCCAUCAAUAGGUCAAUAUUAACAUUUAAACACACACGGUGUUAAAGCUUUCAACAAAUAUGACUUAUUCAUUUUGUUAUGCUGUCUAUGUAUGUUUGUAUGUGUAUUAUAUUGUGUCAUAUUUAUGUACAUCCCUAAAAACACGAUACUAAACUGUAAAUAAUUCUCCAUAAAGCACUGUGGAAACCUUUUU
This is a messenger RNA of Alosa sapidissima (American shad), 3160 nucleotides long. It is a transcript of the gene gabpb1, whose product is annotated as GA binding protein transcription factor subunit beta 1. The record is from RefSeq and is a predicted model, not a curated record. NCBI's taxonomy places the organism in Eukaryota, Metazoa, Chordata, Actinopteri, Clupeiformes, Clupeidae. The transcript is spliced from 8 exons. Gene Ontology annotation, cellular component: nucleus. Bases 934 to 1995 code for a protein of 353 amino acids. Gene Ontology annotation, biological process: positive regulation of transcription by RNA polymerase II. Gene Ontology annotation, molecular function: protein binding; transcription cis-regulatory region binding.